Messenger RNA from Danio aesculapii, 4488 nucleotides. RefSeq names its product WD repeat domain 48b (gene wdr48b). Gene Ontology annotation, molecular function: ubiquitin binding. Lineage: Eukaryota; Metazoa; Chordata; Actinopteri; Cypriniformes; Danionidae. The transcript is spliced from 19 exons. Gene Ontology annotation, biological process: protein deubiquitination; double-strand break repair via homologous recombination. Bases 26 to 2059 code for a protein of 677 amino acids. The record is from RefSeq and is a predicted model, not a curated record.
CAUGCACUGAUUGUCAACAUGCAAGAUGGCGACACUUCACAGACAGAACGCCGCUGGACGGAGAAAGGUCCAGGUUUCCUAUGUGAUUAGAGAUGAGGUGGAGAAGUACAAUCGUAACGGUGUUAAUGCUCUUCAACUGGAUCCUGCUCUCAACAGACUCUUCACAGCCGGCCGAGAUUCCAUCAUCCGGAUAUGGAGUGUCAAUCAACACAAACAGGAUCCUUACAUCGCUUCAAUGGAGCAUCACACCGACUGGGUGAAUGACAUCAUUCUCUGUUGUAAUGGAAAGACAUUGAUUUCAGCCUCUUCGGACACCACAGUGAAAGUCUGGAAUGCUCACAAGGGUUUCUGCAUGUCCACAUUACGAACACAUAAGGACUAUGUCAAAGCUUUAGCAUAUGCAAAGGACAAGGAGCUGGUGGCAUCAGCUGGGCUGGACAGGCAGAUCUUUCUGUGGGAUGUGAACACACUGACAGCUCUGACCGCCUCUAAUAAUACAGUCACCACUUCCUCAUUGAGCGGAAACAAGGACUCCAUUUACAGUCUGGCUAUGAAUCAGACAGGAACGGUGAUCAUUUCAGGAUCUACAGAAAAGGUCUUGAGAGUCUGGGAUCCACGAACAUGUGCCAAGCUGAUGAAACUGAAAGGCCACACUGAUAACGUCAAAUCUUUAUUACUGAACAGAGACGGCACUCAGUGUCUCUCUGGGAGCUCGGACGGAACGAUACGCUUGUGGUCUCUUGGCCAGCAGAGAUGCAUUGCUACAUACCGGGUCCAUGAUGAGGGCGUGUGGGCUCUGCAGGUGAACGAAGCCUUUACACACAUUUACUCUGGAGGACGGGACAGAAAGAUCUACUGCACAGACCUGCGUAAUCCUGACCUGCGUGUGCUCAUAUGUGAAGAGAAAGCACCUGUUUUAAGGAUGGAAUUAGACAGAUCAGCUGAUCCUCCACAAUCAAUCUGGGUGUCUACAACUAAAUCUUUUGUGAACAAAUGGUCUUUAAAGGCUAUGCACAACUUCAGAGCAUCAGGAGACUAUGAUAACGACUGCAGCGCCCCUUUAACCCCACUGUGCACACAGCCAGAGCAGGUCAUUAAAGGAGGGACCAGCAUUGUCCAGUGUCAUAUCCUCAAUGACAAAAGGCACAUACUCACUAAAGACACCAACAACAGUGUGGCAUUCUGGGAUGUCCUUAAGGCCUGUAAGGGGGAAGAUCUGGGUAAAGUGGACUUUGAUGAGGAAGUUAAAAAGAGGUUCAAGAUGGUCUAUGUGCCAAACUGGUUUUCUGUAGAUCUCAAAACUGGGAUGCUGACUAUAACGCUGGAUGAAAGUGAUUGUUUUGCAGCAUGGGUGGCAGCUAAAGAUGCUGGGUUUACAAGCCCAGAUGGAUCUGACCCCAAGUUGAAUCUUGGUGGGCUGCUCCUGCAGGCCUUGUUGGAAUUCUGGCCCAGAACUCAUAUAAACCCAAUGGAAGAGGAGGAAAAUGAGCUCAACCAUGUAAAUGGUGAACAGGAGAGUCGAAUUCAAAAGGGCAACGGCUACUUCCAGGUUCCGCCACACACUCCUGUGAUCUUUGGUGAAGCAGGAGGGCGAACGUUAUUUAGGUUAUUAUGCCGUGAUUCUGGAGGAGAGACGGAGUCUAUGUUACUGAAUGAAACUGUACCUCAGUGGGUUAUCGAUAUCACUGUAGAUAAAAACAUGCCAAAAUUCAACAAGAUCCCAUUCUACCUCCAACCUCAUUCAUCAUCUGGGGCCAAAACGCUCAAAAAGGACCGCCUGUCUGCUAGCGACAUGCUGCAGGUGCGCAAAGUGAUGGAGCACGUUUAUGAGAAGAUUAUAAACCUGGACACGGAAUCGCAGGCCACCAGCUCCUCAGCCAAUGACAAGCCGGGAGAGCAGGAGAAAGAGGAGGAUGUGGCGGUCAUGGCUGAAGAGAAGAUUGAGCUCAUGUGUUUAGAUCAGGUGUUGGAUCCAAACAUGGACCUCAGAACUGUGAAGCAUUUCAUCUGGAAGAGCGGAGGAGACCUGACCAUUCACUAUCGACAGAAAUCCACAUGAAGACCUCCAACCGCUGUACAGAGCCCGUCACAUUCAACCCACAUCACUCUGACUUCCAGAAGAAGCAUCCCAGAAUGCCCUGCUCUUCUCAGGUUUGACCAUCACCUUCAAGGAAUGUUUUUUUUGUCUCUCUUAUCUUUUGCAGAGGCUAAAAUAACAGAGCCAGACAGACAGUUGAAGGUUUAAGACUAGAGAUUGACGCAGGUGUCGUGACAUGCUGUGGACUAAGACUUCAUCAUUCGUCUGCCUUCAUUUCAGAUUUUCUUUUUGUAUAUUUAUUACUGUUGUGUUUGGGAAUGUGUCUUGUCCAGCUUAACAAUAAUAAUAAUAAUGAUGACGAUGAUGCACACAUAUACUUCCAUUCUCAAGUCUGAAACAUUCCUGAUGGCUUUUCUGAUGGAGAUCCAGAACUGAAAACAUGCUUUUUUAUCGUCCCCUUUUUGUCCUCCACAAGUAAGCAACUUUUAUUGUCUAGAUUUAACAGGAUGUUCACCCAAAAUUAAAAAUUAAUCUACUUUUUUUUUUUACUCUGGUAUAUCAAAGCUUCAAAAAUAAAGCCAAUUCUGUUCGACAUGUUGUAUAUUAUGAAUAUUUAGUGGUAAUCAAUAUGCAACAAAUAAAUACAAUAUAAUGUGUUGUUUAAUAAAACACACUGACUGUUGUUCGCAUCAUUUCCAAGCAAAAACUCUAGGCUACAAGAUCCAGUUCUGAAAAGUCCACUGUCUUCAGUGUUUUUGAUACAUGAAUGUUGCUAACGGAUUAUUGUAGCCCAGUUUGCGCUGUUUACAGUGGUAUUCGCUAUUUAUACAUUACCUGACAAAAGUCUUGUCGCCUAUCCAAGUUUUUGGAACAGCAAUAUCUUGACUUCUAGUUGAUCAUUUGGAAUCAGAAGUGGCUUAUAUGAAAGGCAAAAGCCUCUAGAUUACGCUUAUUUGACCCAAAUAAAAUAUGAUCUUGCCUUGAUUUUUAAUGAUUUAAUUAGGACAGUUAGGUCUGACUUUGCUUAGACAUUCAUAUGGAAUGUAAGAUGAAAAAGCGUUCUCGCAGGACUCCCAGAGUUCAUCAAGGUUCUUUGGAUUUAUCUUAAAUGCCUCCUUCUUCAUCUUAUCCCAGACAUGCUCAAUAAUGUUCAUGUCUGGUGACUAGGCUGGCCAAGUAUGAGAAGGAGCACUAUUGUGCUGAAGAAUUUGCCCUCUCCUGUGGUUAACAAUGUAAUGUGCAGCACAUGUCUUGAUACCUCAGGCUGUUGAUGUUGCCGUCCACUCUGCAGAUCUCUCACACGCCCCCACACUGAAUGUAACCCCAAACCAUGAUUUUACCUUCACCAAACUUGACUGAUUUCUAAGGGAACUUUGGUCCAUGCUGGUUCCAAUAGGUCUUCUGCAAUAUUUGUGAUGAUUGGGAUGCAGUUCAACAGAAGAUUCAUCAGAACAUCUACCUUCUGCCACUUUUCCAAAUUAUCAACUAGAAGUCGUUAUUAUUUGUUGCUCUUACAACUCAGAUCGACUUUUGUCAGGUAGUGUAUGUUUAUAAGCAUCUGAAAAAAAGAACAAAGGGCACAUCAGAACUUCUCCAGUCCCACAAAACCCCCUCAGACCCCAGAGUAUUAAAUGAUUAAUGACUGUUAGCAGCCAUUAAAUAAGAUUUAUUUCCUAUUUGUUUACAAAUAUUGAAAUUCAAAUAUAUGAAAUUUAAACGUUUAAUGUAAAGCUCCUGAAUUACAAUCUUAGAAUAUACAAAACACGGACAUUUGGCACAAUGCCUUCCUCAGUGCGUGACAAUCUUCUCACUCCACCCUCUUAUUCCAAAGUCAAUCACAUUACGUCUUCCAUUAGAUGACUCAAUAGUUAAAAACAAUCUCCUUUUCAUUUCAGUAUAGCUAACAACACAAUAAAUAAUUCCUUCACCUGUAAAAUGUCUGUUUUGUAUCUCCUUUAUUUUGUAAAAUAAAGCUACAUAAAGUAAUUAUUUAACUAUUUAAGUAGUGGAAAUCAUGCCCUUCUGAAUGAUAUUAACAAGAUUAACUCACCAAAAUAUUAAAAACUUCAUUACAGAAUUAAAUACAUUGAUAAAACCUUAAUGUGAAGUUUUUUAAAACUUGAUGCUGGUCGCUAUUUAAUAGUAUGCAAAUUAGGUUGAGAUAUUCAUUUGAGGUGCAAAGAUGAAAGAACAGCAUAAGACACAAGAAGACCAGAGUGAGGAAAUGCUGGCUUUAUUCUCCGUUUUUGGUGAUUUCAGCUUCAGGCUUUAAGACUGACCUUUCUCAAUAAAACUUUCAACUCUUUUCACUCGUGAUGUCUAAUAAGCAUUUUGUUCCUUUUAUAUUUCUUUUAGAUCGCAUGGGUCAUAUUUUUUUAUCUUAAAAGCAGAAGUAUAAAUGCAAACACUACAACCUGGUUUGGUUUAACAACUGUUUUCAGUUUUGUACA